CGGGACACCACUGCUGCCGGAUAACAUGUUGGAAAUGUGAGUCUUUGGCGCCAGGUAAUCAGAGACCCUGCGCUUGGUGUUGUCACCGGACCGUCCUCAAUCCGGAUUUCUGGCAUGCAAGACCCUUGGGCGAAUAGGGAUGACGGUAAAUCUUUAGAUAUCUCGUCGUCUGAGCUUAUGGGGUCUACUUCAAUUUCUACUCUAGCCUGGGCCGCCGGUGCGGUAUCGCUUGGUGUCUACUUUACUCGCUGGCUGCGCACCACCAGGUCGAACCUCCCCCUUCCCCCGGGUCCGCGACCACUUCCUCUCGUAGGCAACCUCUUUGACUUGGAUGCUCAUCGUCAGUGGGCGAGACUGCAGGCACUGAGCCAGGAACUCGGCUCGGAUGUCAUACACCUUGAUAUGGCAGGGACUCCGCUGAUUGUCCUGUCAUCUGUUGAGGCCGUCGAAGACUUGCUCGAGAAGCGAUCGCAUAAUUAUUCCGAUCGACCCAAGCUAACAAUGCUGUCCGAGCUCAUGGCAUUCACCUUCAAUCUCGGUGCUAUGCCGAGACCAAUGGCGCGUGCGGUAUCUCCUCAUCCACUUAAAGCUUACCACCAUUCCCCUAGGCGGGCCCAGCGACGGCUUAUCACUGAGGGCUUCAAUUCUAGAGUAUCUCCAAGGCUCGAGGGUGCGGAAAUCAAGGCUGCUCAUGGACUCUUGCGCCGACUGUUGGUCGACCCGAACAAUUUUAUGCUGCACGUCAAGCAUAUAGCGGCCGCAGUCAUCAUCUCCGUCGCCUAUGGCAUCGACGUGCUUCCCGAGGAUGAUCCAUACAUUGAACUGGGAGUCCAGGCUCUGUCAGUGGGCGGAGAGGCUAUGACUCAGGGGGCCUUUUGGGUGGACUACAUCUCGUUGCUGAAAUACGUUCCAGAGUGGUUUCCAGGGGCUGGUUUCCAGCGGAAGGCUAGGGAAUGGAAAGCGAUCGGACGCAGAGCGUUGGACAUUCCGAUUGCAGAAGUACGGCGUCGAAUGAACGCCGGGACUGCGUCAUCAUCCUUCUCUGUCGACAGUCUUGAUGAGCUCCAACUCACCGCCCAAGAGGACAGAUACUUCGAUGAGGAGACCGUCAAGGGCGCCGCCGCGACGCUCUUUAUUGCGGGCUCAGACACCAUCGCCGGCGCAGUGAACACUUUCAUCCUUGCGAUGCUUGCCAACCCCGAAGCACAGAAGAUCGCGCAGGCAGAGAUCGAUGCCCUGCUGGCUGGAGAGGAGCGUCUGCCCACGUUCGCAGACCAGGCCCGGCUCCCGUAUACCACAGCGCUAAUGAAAGAGGUGUUCCGGUGGAAGAACGUGUUCCCGGUGAACCUCCCUCACCUUUCGACCGUGGAAGACGAGUAUAGGGGGUGGAGGAUCCCCGCUGGCUCGAUUGUGAUGGCGAAUACUUGGGCGAUCGUACAUGACGAGAAACUGUUCCCCCGUCCAUUUGACUUCAAUCCCGAGCGCUUCCUGGAUCUGGAGCCGAGUGACAAGACCGCGCCCCUCUACCUUGCCGGAUUCGGGUUCGGCCGGAGAAUCUGCCCUGGGAGAUUCAUGGCCAUGUCAUCCGUUUGGAUCACCAUCGCCUCAAUCCUUUCUGCAUUCGACAUAACUAAGGCGCUGGAUGAGGACGGCCAAGAGAUAGAGCCUACGUUCGAAGAUAUCCCCCAUUUCAUGAGGUUAGUAUGGCCCCGUUCCCUUCACGUGUUCAAUUCGGCCUCGAUCCAUGGCCGUGGCAGAUCUCAUUCGAGCGACCGAAAGCUUGGCGUAGAGAGAAAGAAGAUCGGACCGUAGUCCAUAGUCCAUAUUACAUACAUGUUGUUCCUGCAUCGUCCGCCCCAGCAGCCACAGGCACAAGGCAAAAUCUUUCCGACCUCCGAAAAAUCACUCCGAUGACCAGUGGUCUCCUGAUUAUUAUUCCAUGGGGAAAACACGAUUGUCGUCCGAUUGCCG
Mycena citricolor is the source of this 1971-nucleotide messenger RNA. NCBI's taxonomy places the organism in Eukaryota, Fungi, Basidiomycota, Agaricomycetes, Agaricales, Mycenaceae. The record is from the annotation of a GenBank genome assembly.